This is a messenger RNA of Cladocopium goreaui, 861 nucleotides long. The record is from the annotation of a GenBank genome assembly. Lineage: Eukaryota; Dinophyceae; Suessiales; Symbiodiniaceae.
AUGACCAACUGGGACUUUGAUGAGUUGGAUGAGUUGGAAGCAAAGUUCUCAGCUGAUAACCCAAAGGUCCCGGCUCAUGGUGGGGCGCCGUCCAAUGGAGCCCAGAACACCACGAAAGAAGUGCCUAAAACACAACCGGUGGAGAAUUGCAAGAGACCUCUAAGUGGGAGCUGGCAGCAGGUGAAAGCUUAUCGUGAACUGGCCCUCCUGCAUCAUCCGGACAAAGGUGGCAGCGAUGGCGACUUCAAACUGCUCCGCCGGGCCUAUGAGGAUGGCCUCAUCGCGGUGAAACGAAAGGAGGAAGCGGCCUACAAGCCGAAGCCAGGAGCUCAGCUGGUAGAGGUGGAGGAGCGUCAGUGGCCCUUGCACCCUGCGGCGGCCAAGGUUCGUGUGCGGGGGGCUGUGGAUCAGUGGGAACACGACUACGACUUGGGCCAGGUUUCUUCGGUGCCUGAUGACAUCCCAGAGAUUUCCUCAGAAGAGCUGGCACAAUGGUUGCUGGAAGGUGCUGCCGUGGCCUUGGACUGUCGCGAGCUCAUCGAGGCGAAGUACGAACGCAGGACUCCAGUCGUCCCAGGUGGCAUUACGAUGAGUUUCGGGGACCUUCGGUCCGCUCCAGAUCUGUUGUCCAGACAUUUGGUGAGACUCGUGGACAGCGACUGUCAGGUUGUGACCUUCUCCACUCGUGGAGGAACGAGUGGCAACUGCGGUAUGUGCGCCGCUCUUUUGAUUGAUGUCUUUGGGAUGAAGGCCAGUCGCUUUUGGCGCUUGGAAGGUGGACUUGACGACUGGUUCGCUUGGGCUGCUCAAAACCCCGACAUCAUCCGAGCUCUACCGGAAAGAUCUGCCGUUGAGCUGUGA